GUGACGCCCUCGCCGCCCUGUUUAUUGUGGGCAGGCGUUUGCAGCAGAGGACUGGAGAGCCGUAUUCAUGGAGUCUCGACACUGUCAUCCUGAGCUGCAUGACUUUAUGAGAUUCAGAGUUUCCGUCCUAACUUCCUAUGUUUGAAAGAGACCCGACUGCAGAUCGCCUUACUGGUGCCUGUGUCUGCAUCUAUGACCAAACCUUCAGAGUGAUUAGCCUACCUUGAGGUCCACCCCAACAUCGGAACAUCGGCAAAGGACCUUUCCAUCCACAAAGCCAGGUUGUGUAGCCAGAUCAGUGGACACAGGACUGGAGUGAGGAUCAAAUGGAUAAUAGCUUCAUCAGCUGAGUCUGGCAAGAGUCCUCAGAGAACAGCCCUGGAAGGCAUCUGGGGGAAUCUUCCCUAAGGAGGGAAAGUAGCUCCACACUAGAGGUGAUGUCAUCGCCUCCCAGAGGGUCAGUGGCAGUGUCCAGAACUCACACAGGAGGAUGCCCCUCUUCUUUCGGAAGCGGAAACCCAGUGAGGAGGCUCGGAAGCGCUUGGAGUACCAGAUGUGUCUGGCAAAAGAAGCUGGGGCAGAUGACAUUCUUGACAUCUCUAAAUGUGAACUCUCUGAGAUUCCAUUUGGGGCUUUUGCAACGUGCAAAGUUCUGCAGAAAAAGGUGUUGAUCGUGCAUACGAACCAUCUCACGUCCCUGCUUCCCAAAUCCUGCAGCCUCUUGAGCCUUGCCACCAUCAAGGUUCUGGAUCUCCAUGACAACCAGCUGACAGCCCUUCCUGAUGACAUGGGGCAACUGACAGCCCUACAGGUACUGAAUGUGGAAAGGAACCAACUGACGCAUCUCCCGCGCUCUGUCGGGAACCUGCUUCAGCUCCAGACCCUCAACGUGAAAGACAACAAGCUGAAGGAGCUUCCUGAGACCCUGGGGGAGCUGCGAAGCUUGCGUACCCUCGACGUCAGUGAAAACGAGGUUCGGAGACUGCCGCUGAUGCUGGCUCACGUGCGGACCCUGGAGACGCUGAGCUUCGAUGCCACAUCCAUGAUCUACCCCCCGCCAGAGGUGUGUGGUGCUGGCACUGCGGCCGUGCAGCAGUUCCUUUGCAAAGAGUCAGGAUUGGAAUACUACCCUCCUUCUCAGUAUCUCCUGCCAGUCCUGGAGCAAGAUGGAGCUGAGAACUCCCAGGACAGCCCUGAUGGAGCCAUAAACAGAUUCUCCAGGGAGGCGGCUGAUUGGCAGAACCGGUUUUCUGAUUACGAGAAGCGAAAGGAGCAGAAGAUGCUGGAGAAGCUGGAGUUUGAGCGGCGCCUGGACCUCGGGCAGCGAGAGCACGCCGAGCUGCUACAGCAGAGCCACAGUCACAAGGACGAGAUCCUUCAGUCAGUCAAGCAGGAGCAGACUCGGUUCGAGCAGGGCCUAAGUGAGCGCCAGCGCUGCCUGGACGCAGAACGGCAGCAGCUGCGGGAGCAGCUGAAGCAGAGCGAGCAGAGCAUCGCCAGCCGCAUCCAGAGACUCCUGCAGGACAAUCAGAGGCAGAAGCAGAGUUCUGAGAUCCUGAAAUCGCUGGAGAAUGAGAGAAUAAGAAUGGAACAGUUGAUGUCCAUAACCCAGGAGGAGACGGAGAACCUGAGGCAACGUGAGAUUGCCUCUGCCAUGCAGCAGAUGCUGACUGAGAGCUGUAAGAGCCGGCUCAUCCAGAUGGCCUAUGAGUCUCAGAGGCAGAGCCUGGUCCAGCAGGCUUGUUCCAGCAUGGCCGAAAUGGACCAGCGGUUCCAGCAGAUUCUCUCAUGGCAGCAGAUGGAUCAGAGCAGAGCUAUCAGCCAGAUCCUUCAGGAGAGUGUGAUGCAGAAGGCUGCAUUCGAGGCUCUCCAGGUGAAGAAAGACCUGGCACAUCGGCAAAUCAGGAACCAGAUUAGGCUAAUAGAAACUGAGUUACUGCAGCUGACACAGCUGGAGUUAAAGAGGAAGUCCCUGGACACAGAGACGCUUCAGGAGAUGAUCUCAGAGCAGCGCUGGGCACUGAGCAACCUGCUCCAGCAACUACUCAAAGAAAAGGCACAGCGAGAAGAGGAGCUCCAUGACAUCCUGGUGGAAUUAGAAGCCAAGAGCGAAACCAAGCAGGAAAAUUACUGGCUUAUUCAGUACCAGCGGCUUUUGAACCAGAAGCCUUUGUCCUUGAAGCUGCAGGAAGAAGGCAUGGAGCGCCAGCUGGUGGCCCUGCUGGCGGAGCUGUCGGCCGAGCACUACCUGCCCAUCUUUGCCCACCACCGCAUCUCGUUGGGCAUGCUGAGCCAAAUGAGCCCUGGAGACCUUGCUAAGGUGGGUGUCUCAGAAGCAGGCCUGCAGCAUGAGAUCCUACGGAGAGCCCGGAACCUGCUAGAUUCAGCCAGGGUCCAGCCAGAGUUGAAACCAUCCAAAGAUGAGGUCCUUGGUGUCCUGGAGCCCCCUGCAGCCCCUCAGGAGGCUCCCGAGUCAGUGAGACCAUCUGCUCCCCCAGCAGAGCUGGACACGCCAACCUCAGAGUGCGUUGUGUGCCUGGAACGGGAGGCCCAGAUGGUCUUCCUCCCCUGCGGCCAUGUCUGCUGCUGCCAGCAGUGCUGCCAGCCGCUGCGCACCUGCCCACUGUGCCGCCAGGAAAUCUCCCAGCGCCUCCGGAUCUACCACAGCAGCUGAAUGCACAGCCACCUACCAGCGCUGGCCCCUGCUUGGCACCAUCUCCAUCACUGCUGGGCUCCCACACACCCACGUCCACAUUCCCCAGAGGAGGGCAAGACGGUCAUGGCCUUUUGCCACCCCUGCCACCCCCACCGCUUUGAGCUCUAGGUAGGCAGGUGGGGUGUUCCUGGUCUGACGUAGCUAUUCUGGACAGCGAACAGGAGAUGGGGCAUAUCUGCUGGUGAUGUAGCCUUGUGGCUUAGGGACAGGGUCCAGGGUAUGGAGGUGGCCGUGUCACCAGCAGGACUCAGGAAUCCAUGUUACUAGGCGAGCCUUAGUGUCACACCCAGCUGUCUGUCCCUUCUGAAGGGGUCUGUAUCUGUGGAGUGCACCAGCCAUCCUGGCCUGAGGUGGGACAGUGUCCCUGGGGAGGGUGGCUGUGCAGGACCACUCCCCGGUCCUCUGCUGCUGCUUUCUUGAAUACCUGUCCUCCCAUAUCUGCAUCCUCAGCCCUCACGGGCAGGUUGACUCAAAGUAGGAACACCAAUAAAUCUGAGUUCCUCCCUGAA
Arvicola amphibius (Eurasian water vole) is the source of this 3225-nucleotide messenger RNA. RefSeq names its product leucine rich repeat and sterile alpha motif containing 1 (gene Lrsam1). The coding region runs from base 491 to 2674 and encodes 727 amino acids. The transcript has 27 exons. Gene Ontology annotation, molecular function: protein binding. Lineage: Eukaryota; Metazoa; Chordata; Mammalia; Rodentia; Cricetidae. The record is from RefSeq and is a predicted model, not a curated record.